GAAGAAAACGCAGAAGAAGAGUACGUUCUGCUGCCUGGUGUUCGUAUCCGUGUCUCUUCGCUCCGAUAAUCGGUGGUUUUGCUGCGAAAUUACGAACGUUAAUAGUCGCGAUUCCGUCCCCGUUCGUCCGCCGUCCACCGUCCGGGGACACAGGCGGUGUUGCGGGGGUCCGUUUUUCCACGGAUUGCCACGCUUCCCGUACGCGUUUGUUUGAGACCACAGUGAAAGAGGGCCUUGGAACGACGACACAGCGAAGAAGUAGGCCUGCCUUGUGCACGUCCGUGUUUGCCGUUCAGAUACGUAGCUACGGGCGACGGGCUCCGAUUCCUUCGUUAAAGUGCCUCCCAUAUCCGUGCAACCGUGCAUCGACCGUGAAUGUCGUCUGGUAUCGUCGCUGGCAGUACCUACGGUUGCUGCAGACGGUCGUGUCGAGCUACUGUGUGACUCUUUGCAAAGCGGACAGUACGUGCAGGGCGAUACGGCCCGUACCAGACGUGCAACAUGUUUAACAAUUACGGCAACACGAUGGCGACGGAUCCGUUCCGGAAGGUGGAACAGUACUCGCCCAAAUCGUCGCCCCGUGCUGGAGGGGCCGGGGGACGAUCGCCCGUCGUCGCCCGUCAGGAUUCCUCCGGCACAUUAAAGACUACGAUCCAGCUUGGGAAAAACCCCUCGAUACUCCACAGUGGACCGUUUUACUUAAUGAAGGAACCACCCGGGGAAGGCGAACUGACCGGAGCCACGAAUCUGAUGGCACACUAUGGUUUAGAGCAUUCGUAUAGUAAAUUUAGUGGUAAAAAAGUUAAGGAACAGCUAUCAUCAUUUCUCCCGAAUUUACCUGGUGUCAUCGAUGGACCGGGGCACCUCGAUAAUAGUUCCCUACGAAGUGUGAUCGAAAAACCACCGAUCGUGGGCAAAGAACUGCUUCCACUCACCAGCGUACAGCUCGCCGGAUUCCGUCUACAUCCCGGACCGCUUCCGGAGCAGUACAAACACUUAAAAACCGCACCAACUAGAAAGCAUAAGAAUAAGCAUAAGAAACACAAACACAAGGAUGGCGUAGCGCCACCGGAACAGUCUGCGCUCGAAGCGGCCGGGCUCGAUACGCACGAGAAGAAGCACAAAAAGCAGAAAAGACACGAAGACGACAAGGAGCGCAAGAAGCGGAAAAAGGAGAAAAAGCGCAAAAAACAACGGCACAGUCCGGAGCAUCCGGCCGGCGGUGGUGGGACGGCAUCGGUACCACCGCAAACGCAAGUCUAUUAGCCGAUCCUGUCGAAAGGGUACACUUUAUGCAUACAACACAUCCACACCUACGCAUACGCAUAUAUUGAUAUACAAAGAUACAAAUAAUUAGGGAGCGAUGUAAGAGGCAAUCGGCAAAAAUUAAACGGGAAAACCCCCCGUGUCAGCUCGACCUUGCUCUCCCGUUCCAUUGCCACACGGCCGAACCAUUGCGUGGUGGUGUAUAGAUAUUAAAGCCGGAAGAGUUCACGAGGAUCAACAUGCGAUCCUUCCAAAGUGUUGCCGGGCGCGUGUUUAUAAGGAACUUAUGGGUGAAAACUGUACGACUGGCGAGAAGAAUGGCUUCCGAUGAUGUGGUUUCAUUGUUUUUGUUUUUCUUUGUUAAACAAAUUGCCUUCCCUUUCCAUAAUGCCGUACAAUCCGGUGAUUCACUCACACAUCAAAGAGAGUGGCAACGAUCCUGUCUCGCCACACAACACACGGUGUACACGGCGAUAGUAUGUGGCUCCUCACACGAGUUUCGAUGAAGCCCUAUAAUAUAGUGCCAGAAUAGCAAACACGUAGAGUGGAUUCCGAAUUCUACUGUUGAAUCUUAAUUUAAACAACAAAACACAACGAGAAGAUAACGAAGGUUGCACGAAAGCAUGUUAAAGUCGAGCUGUCCAUCUUCCACUUGUCGCACUUGGAAGCUCUCAAAGAAGAAAUGGUUAAGAUGCGUCUGUUUUUUUUUAUAUCAUUAAAGGGGAAGCGUGUUUGCACAACAGAACGCCUCAUCUCCCAUCCUCUCUCGGCACCUUUUGAUAAUUAAGUUUUUUUUUUCUUCUUUUGUUAAAUAUGUAUAAUAUCUUAAAAUUCCACUUGCUCCUUUUAUCCUUUCCCCACAUACAAUCCUCUAGUGUGAAUCACUCUGCUUACGCAGUGCUCUUUUAACUUGUGAGUCCUCUUUCCAGUUUUACACAUCGAUACGUAAACACGUUUGUUUAGCUACAUGUAUAUUAUUGUAUAAGACAGUAGCGAGAAGAAAAAAAAUCCGAUAUCCUUAAGGUAUGUUGGGAAUGUGUAAUAUUAAGAAGGUUUUUUCUGUUUGCUAUUUGGCGCACACAUACGGAAUGCAAACGGGGGACAGGUUCGCGGUGAGAGGAUAAUGAUUAGACAUAUGUAUGGGGCAUUGCCAACCAUCCACCAUAUCGGAUAGAAGGGGGAAAGAUUAUUUCGUACAGCAAACCAAUCUAAUGGAAUGGGGAAGCAACGACGGUGUGUGAAUGGUAACGAUGGUAAAGAUGCAGCAAAUUUACUGUGCAGUUGCAAUAUCAGGUGCCUGGACGACGGGUUGAACUGUGUAUAAAGUACUGAGGGAUACAGAGACAGCGAGAGAAUGAAUGAAAUUGAACUGUUGGUCCGCUAAAUACUAAAUAAGAUGCAAAUUUAGUAAGAUUACGUGGAUGGGUGCCCCCAUCGCAACAAAUCGUACUAAUCAAUACAAGCAGCAUAAUGUUUGAAAUAGAAACAGAAAAACAAAUAAACCAACAAAUAAAAAAAGAGAUAACGAAGAGGUAAAACAAAAUAAUACCACACAAAAACCAAUGUUACAAAACAAUACAAAACAAAAUGUAACAAGUAGGGAAAAGAUUAUUUCUUAAUAAGGACCCACACGGGAGCCUUUUUUUCUCGUCUCAUUUAUGCAAUGUUUAACACUCACGAGGAUAACGACCGUUCUUAGUUCAAAUGUGGUUAACCAAUCUCCCAUUUAUCACACCAUUUUUUCACCAAUUUUUGGUAUACUUCUAUAAUGGAGCAUUCUUUGGAGACUUCAAGCAUUACUGAUUUGCGAUGAUGGCAAAAUAUCGCAAGAAAAUGAAUGAUAUUGAAGAAAAAUACACUCCAAAGGAAAUUCAGUUCUUUGAUUGGUAGAAGAUGUUGGACGGAUCUCUGGAACAGGAUCGUAACCAUUUGAUCAUAGUUAUAUCGUGCCUCAAAAACUAUUCUUUACAGCAAACCAGAUCAGAAUCUAGGUGAGAUUAAAACAAUAAACGAAUGAGUAAUGUACGACAUUGAGUUAUGCCAAAAUAGCAGCCAAGCAUAGCGCAGAAUCUGCAAGCAAAUUCUAUCUGGCGGUAAUGAGUCUUUUUUUCAGUAAGCGAUAUUAACAACAGCUAACCGUUACAACACGUCCGCCUCUCAUUGAAUGCCUUUUAGUUUUGUAAAGAAUAGCAGAACAGGGCAAACUGUACCCGUGAUGCUAAGACAUUACUAAAUAGACGAGGAAAAACCCCCGAUGUUGCGUCAAAGAAACAGAGAGAAAUGAGAGGAGUGUACAUGGAGGUUAUGAUAAAAUGAAAAUGAAAGCCUCUCCUCCACCACUCCGUUUUGUAUUUAUAAUCGUACUGUGGAAUUAUUUAACUUUUAUUUCCUAUAUUUUAGCAAUAAACACUGAAAUGGAAAACAAACUGACAAAAAAACAGUCGAACCCAUCGAUAA
Messenger RNA from Anopheles funestus (African malaria mosquito), 3723 nucleotides. It is a transcript of the gene MED19, whose product is annotated as mediator of RNA polymerase II transcription subunit 19. Bases 502 to 1266 code for a protein of 254 amino acids. Gene Ontology annotation, biological process: positive regulation of transcription by RNA polymerase II. Lineage: Eukaryota; Metazoa; Arthropoda; Insecta; Diptera; Culicidae. The record is from RefSeq and is a predicted model, not a curated record. The transcript is spliced from 4 exons. Gene Ontology annotation, cellular component: mediator complex. Gene Ontology annotation, molecular function: transcription coregulator activity; transcription factor binding.